Mya arenaria is the source of this 6534-nucleotide messenger RNA. Its product is annotated as 5'-AMP-activated protein kinase subunit gamma-1-like. Bases 888 to 2876 code for a protein of 662 amino acids. The transcript is spliced from 17 exons. The record is from RefSeq and is a predicted model, not a curated record. Lineage: Eukaryota; Metazoa; Mollusca; Bivalvia; Myida; Myidae.
AUAGACACAGCUACUGUUAUUCAAGGCUUAAACAUUAACCUGCUGGGAUUACAGAAUCUAUUCUUCGUGGGGAUUUUCUGUAUUAAUGAUCAAAACUAAUGAGUUUAUCUUGUAAUAUUACAGUAAUAUAUAUAUAUCUGUGUUGUGUAUAUGGUUCAAUAUCAAUUCUGCUACUUUACAAUUACAGACUUUGUGAAAUAUUCAAACUGCAAUUCAUUUAAACCCAAUUUAGAUCUGCAGCUGGUUAUUUGGAAUUUACUGUGAAAGUUAGUGCAUCAGAAAUUGGAUACAGAAAAUUAAAAGGAAUUGAAGGAAAGAUGAGAUGAAAUAGUUUUAAUUGUGUUUUGUUGAUAAGGCGUUGUUACGUUUGGAUAACAAGUGGUUUGGAAGGGAAGGAAAUUAAGACAAUCAUGAUUAUAGAAUAAUUACAUUGGCAGUGGAGUUGGAAUUGUUGUAGUGAUCGGGGCAAAAGUGGAAAAACACCACAAGAUCAUCAGAAUGGAAAACGGGUAAACUGUACACAGGAUUUCUUGGAUAAUUUAUGAUGUUGCCAGAACUAUCGUGAAUAUUUGUGUGCAGUCUUUUGUAAUAUAUGCAUUAAUGUUGAUCAUCAGACCGUCAAAAAUAAUACCGAUUUUUUAAUGAAGUAAGAAACAGAGGAGGUUUUGUUGGCAGUCGUGUAUUUUAGUGUGUAUAUAUAUAUAUAUAUAUUGUAUAUAAAGAACAACAAGUUUAUUUGUAUGCCAACAGAUUUUUGGGUAUUUAAAAUAUCUGGAAAAUAACUUCCAUUAUAAUAGAGAUUUUAAAUCAUCGGGAAUAAUACAAUUAAACCAAUACAAGGGAUACAAGAAUAAAAGAACAAUAACGAGCAAGAAUACUCGGUAAACAUGGAUUUCCUUGGGUCGACUUUGAACAAGUUUCGUCCACGUCGGCGGUCGAUGGGAACAAUAAUUCCGACGCUUCAAGUGAUCCCGGACAAUGAUGAACCAGUCCACCAUUUUGCACCGGAUGAUCCAGAGGACGAGACACGUCUUAUGCUUAUCAAGAAACAAAGCAAGCGACGGGGUUCGUGUCCCGCUCCUAAUAUAGCACAGGACUUGAGUGCAAUAGCGAUGCCAUUAAUGGAGACAGACCCAAGCCCUCAGUCACCGGUGGGACAGUAUCAUGGGUCGGCUGACAACGUUGAUGGGGAGUUUCGCCAACGGUCGGGUUCGACAGGUCUUAAAGGUCUCUUUUCCAAAGACAAAAGUCGUAAAAAGUCUGGCGAUGAAAGUGGAAAGGGAAACUCGCCAUCGACCUCAUCAAAAGUUAAAAACUUUUUUGAUGCAAUCAGACCCCGCUCAAAAUCGGAUUUAUCAGGAGUUAAGAAACCGAACAAAAAAAUGUUGCAACAGGCUCGCAUGGACGCUUCCAUGGAUGAAGCAACGCUAAGUGCCUUAAAAAGUAACGACCAUUUUGUAUCUAUGCCCCCAACAAAUGGUGAGAACCCCUCGCCUAUGGCAAGAAUAAUCGGCGAUCAAUUGCGGGUUCCGAAUUCUCGUCAGCGCCAUGCAUCAGGUCCACCCACUGGGGUCGAUCAGUUUCACAAUCGAUAUCGACCCAGAGCAAAUUCAGACUCUAAACACAUGCGACCGCCACGAAAAGCCUUGGUACAUCAGACAAGCUGUAGUCCCCCCUCAAGUCCAAAAGUUGUGUCGCCACUGCGGUCAGCUUCUCUAUCAAAUGAGCCAAAAUCCGCACCAGCUCAGGGUUCAAAGUUGUCUCCCUUCCAGAACUUUCAGAAUGACCACAGCCACGCGAUCAUCUACCGACCAGAGAGUCCAAAUACUGUCAAGUUCAACCUGGAUGGUGAAAUGGAGCGGAUGGAAAUUGAAGACCUGGAUGAAAACGAGGAUACAGUCUUUGCAAAGUUUAUGCGGGCUCAUAAGUGCUAUGACAUCAUUCCGACAAGCGCAAAACUUGUCAUCUUUGACACGCAGCUAAACGUGAAGAAGGCGUUUUUCGCGUUGGUUUACAAUGGUGUACGAGCAGCCCCAUUAUGGAGUAGCGCAAAACAGGAUUAUGAAGGAAUGCUGACAAUAACGGAUUUUAUCUCGAUUCUACACAAAUACUAUACUACCCCAAGUGACAGGAAGAGAGAAUCCACGGACACAGCGGAAACAAAGAUGGAUGAGCUUGAAGAACAUAAUAUUGAGAAAUGGCGAGAGGUUCUGAAGGAUAAACAGCGGCCGUUCGUGUGUAUUGACCCAGACGCAAGCCUGUUUGAAGCGAUCCGCACUUUGAUCCACAAUCAUGUGCAUCGACUUCCUGUCGUGGAUCGGAACACUGGAAACGCCAUCUACAUUCUUACACACAAGAGGAUACUACGAUUUCUGUACCUUUAUAUCAAUGACCUACCAACUCCGUCAUUUUGGAACCAGACAAUCAAAGAACUAGAAAUUGGCACUUACGAUAAAGUUAUUACGGCAAGGAGGGAUACCACUGUCUACGAAGCGCUAAACCUGUUUGUCAUGAACCGGAUAUCAGCCCUUCCUGUCUUGGAUGACGAUCAAAAAGUUGUGGACAUUUAUGCCAAGUUUGAUGUCAUCAACCUAGCUGCUGAGAAGACCUACAACAACCUGGACAUAACGAUAGAACAGGCACUUCAGCAUCGCAAGGGUGCAAAAUGGUUCGAGGGUGUAGUCAAGUGCAAGGAAACAGACAGCCUGAAGACCGUUGUGGACAAGAUUGUAAAAGCGGAGGUCCAUCGGCUGGUGAUCGUUGAUGAGGAGGGACAUGUGUCAGGAAUUAUCUCCCUUUCUGACCUCCUCAACCACCUCAUCCUUAAACCAAUGGGCAAUGAGGUGACUGAGAAAAAGAAUUUCUUUUCUACCUGAGUACCCAAUGGAAAGACAUCCAGAUAAAAUGUUAGCCAAUCUUGACACUCGAAACAUCUGCUGUUGGAAGAGCCAUGCAUGUGAAACUGUGAAACAGAUUCCAAUUGGCCGAAAUUUGUGCACAUUUAGAUAAUCAUCAAUGCAUAAAUGGCCUUUUGUGAUUGGCUGAAGAAAAAUGUUUUAUGUAAGGAUCCACUUGAUUGGACAAGACAUAGACUGGUUGUGUAGUAAAAUGGCUUAAAUAUCAGUGUUUAGCAAUAUAAAAGGAAAAAAAAGUAACCAAUCACCAAUACAGUACUUUACAUUGUAAAUAUUACAUUAAAUUCAAUGGCCAUUAGUAAUAAAUAUAAAUGUUCUUUUAAAGAAAAGAAAUACUUUUGCAAAGCAGUAUUUUUUUAGCUGUGUUUAGAUCCUAAACAGAUGUUUGUAGCUGUGGUUUAUGUUGCUGGAUAUAAAAGGUUUAUGCAUUUUUUUACUGAUUUAAAGAUGUACCUGAUUUGAGCUGAUAUUUAUGAUAAAAUGCUAUUUAUGAAAUGUAACCACUUUUCAUUUAUCAUGUGGAAAAACUGUGCAAGCAUAUAUUUGUAAUUGUGAAGAUUAAUGUCAUCGACUAUUGAAAAAAUUCAGGAAACAGCGGCGUAGUUUGGCUGAAAAAUUAUGUGUAGUCUGAUUUCUAUGUGGAUUAUUCUUUAGCUCGAUUGUUGGAUGUGCGUGUUGGCGUAUUAUAAUUCCAACGGUAAAAUAUAGUUCAUGUACACCUAAAAUACUGGUACUAUCAAACCUUAAAUUUAUGUUUGGCAUUUUUUAUUUUUCGUACUUUAGCAAAAAGUGUAAACUGUGGCCUACGCAGCCUAUAGGAUGCUUGCGGACUUCAUGUUCUAUUAGAACCUACGCCUCUGGAAACCGUACAUGUUUCCUUAAUUUUAUGUACCUUUUGGUAAUUUCGGCGGUUUUGGUAAAAUAUUACGGUUUUGGUAAAAUAUUACGAUCAUAAACAUACCUACUUAUUGAAAUGAAUGUUAACCAAUUGAACUGUUUGGUUUAGGCUUUUAAACAUGAACUAUCAUUUUGUUAUGUUAUAUUUUUUAUCAUAUUUAUAUUCAAGCAGUUUUAGUGUGAUGUAAAAACCAUAAUGCCAGCUUGGAAAAGCGAUGAUUUUUUUCAUAUUUAAAUGAUCCCAUUUUAAGAAACUAAACAGAAAAAUAAUCUCAAUGAUUCCUUGUGUAAUUCCAAUUGUAAGAUGAUGCAAUGAAGAAUGAAUCUAUUUUUUUUUUAUAGAUUUUUAAUAACAAAAUUUCAUUUGAGCAUGAAUUUGCAUUGUCAGUCUCAGAAAUAAAUUUAAAAUUUAGAUUUGUAAAUGUAAAAAUAAGGGUAGAGUAAUAUUUUCAGCAUAAGUAUUUGUUUCCAUGAAAACAACCAAGAAGAAAAUGUUUGUUGGAUGCACUCAAUCGUAAGAUGUCCCCGAUAUCUACGCUUUAUUUACCCUUUAUGUUACUGUCACAGGAAUACCUGCGCAGAAUUGUUUUUUGGUAGUGCAGUCUACAAUUAUUGCAUCCAAGAAUGGAAAUAAAUUUUGCAUAAUCGUUUUAUUGUCUCAUCAGUAACGGUUCGUCAUUUAUAUUCAUGAAAUACAACAACUUAGGGUUAAGAUGGAUCUUGCAUGUCAGAGCUCCCAUUUGGGUUAUUUGUGUGGCAACAAGAUACGGUAAUGAUACAGGAAGGCAUCUUCUAUUUCAUAAGAUGAGUACAGCUGGGUUUGUUAUUGUUUGCAGUUAUGUAUACAUGGUUAUGAUAACAUGCCUCAACACCAUAAUUUGACGGCUUAGCACAAUGCUGGCGUAUUUCCUCCUUUUUUUUGAAGAGGUAACAACUGUCAUGCAUUAAGCCCUUGUUGUUAUUUUCAUUAGCAUUCCAUUGGUGUUAACAUUUGAUAUUUUUCUGCAUUGAAAAACCACUUGAACUGAUAAUUAGGCUAAAGGAUCACAGAUUUUUUUUUUUGGCAACAACCUUUUUCAACUUAAAAUGUAGUUAUUUCAAGUAAUGAUAAAACACACACUGGCAGAUGCUCAUUUUAACAGAAAUUUUGUAAAUACAAGCCUGACUUAUCAAUUUUCAACGGUUACUCGGUUUUUUUUGGGCACAAUAGAGCAAUUAUGCCACAUUUCAAAUUAUUUAUGAACAAUAGAGCUUUUAUUUCAUUUUUUGUUUUUUCCAUCAUAUUUAGUGAUAAAAAUUGGCAUUUUGUUCAUAUUUCACAUAAAUGAAAAGAAGUGUAAGUCUGACCCUAUAAACUAUGAACGAAACAUAUUCUUAUUGGUUUUUCACAAACUGAUCAGGUUAAAGGGAAUUUAAGAUUGAUAUUAGCCUGUUUGUCAGUGAUUAUGGUGUUGCGAAUGUUUCAUCAUUGAGAAAAGCAAAUCAAUCUGGAUGCAAAAUUAUAACAAUCUACUUAAAUUUUUAGCCUAAUUUAAAGCAGUUCCAGUAUUCUGUUUCUACCACAUUAGUAAAAUUUCCAUGAUUUAAAUGGACACACAGUAUAUUUCUGUGAUAAAAAAGGACUGCUUGAUGCACUGACAGUACCUUUUGUUUUGUUACAGCAGUUUCCAGAAGACUUAAUUCGCUGAAGUGUUUUUCCACUUAAUUUUCAUUUUUGUGCAAAGUAUAAUCUCAUCAGUUGUGUUAAUAUUUAGUUUCCGUUACUGAAUUACUAUUAUCAUGUCAGCAAACUUGUAAAUGCACUUUCUGUACCAGUAAUUAGAUGAUACAAAUUUUAGUAACGAAGAUUAUUUAGACAUAAUUUAGAUUAAUAGUGUAGUAAUAAUAAAUAUUGCUUCGGAAUUCUGAAGUGACAAAAAAAGUGUUCAUUGUGUAUAUUCAUGUGAUUGUUAAAUUUGAGCAUUAUCAAUUGAUAACCGUUAUAUUGUGGGAUCAGGGAGCUUAUCAAUAUGGUCAUACAUCCAGCGGGAGUUACUGAAGGCCUUUGAAUUGAGUGCCCAUAUUUCUCAAGUGAGCAAUCUUCACUUGGAACUCCUUCAUGAGUUUUGUCCUAAAUUGUUUUAUGGGUUGAGAGCGGGACGUGUUUCCCCUAUCAUAGGAAAUAUUUUGAGAAUACAGUAAUGAAAUAAUUACUUGAAACUUCCAGUGAAAUUUUAAUUAACAUCAACCAGUUCAAUGCUGCAUAUACCAGUAGAUGCUAAGUUUUUGGACAAGUUUUGAGGUUUUUAACAAGAUUACUUGUUCACCCCUCAUCCCCCUUAAUUGACAUCCAUAUUUUCAUUCCUGAUGGCACUUGCCAUAUUGGGGUUACUGAAAUUGAUUUGUAUGCCCAGGCAUACGGGAGUACGUCCAAGUACGCCCCUGACAUUAUUGACUGUAGGGUCAGUUAUUUUUUAUCAUGCAAACUGAUUGUGUUCUGGGAUCCAAUUUAAAAGCGUUCUUGAAUAACACCCGAUAUGGAUGUAUCAAUUAAAUAUGCCACACGUCACAUCUUAGCUCGCCUAUCACAUGACGUUGAUGUUUACAACUUGUCUAAGUUGAACACUAAACCAGUACUUUUUUGUAUAUUAUUAACAUACUGUAUGCAGUUUAAAUGUAUGAUUGUGAAUGAUUGGUUGUCAUUUUUGUUAAUAAGAAGUUACAAUAAAUCAAAAUACUUACA